Molecule: messenger RNA, 1571 nt
Organism: Pocillopora verrucosa
Lineage: Eukaryota; Metazoa; Cnidaria; Anthozoa; Scleractinia; Pocilloporidae
Biological process (GO): protein homooligomerization
Molecular function (GO): protein binding
Source: RefSeq, a predicted model, not a curated record
UCUCCUUUGUUUUGGCUUAUCGUCGAUAGUUAUUCCCCUUUCAAAAACUUUCAUCAGUCGAUCUUUGAAAAUCGGAAGAAGAGUCUGCCAGAAAGGAUUAUCCACACUAAAAGACAUGUCUGACGGAGAAUCUUGGAGUCGUGAAGUUCACGGAAAACUUAACGAUCUCUUGACUUCGUUUGAAAAACGCGAGAGUGAGCUGACGAGAUUGAGCGAGCAACUCGCAAGAGAUCGUGCUGAAUUUGAACAAGAAAUGAAGGCUAGGCGAGAAAGCGAGGAAAUGGCAAUUCAAGAGCAAUACAAAGAUCUUGACGAGACCAGGCAACGGAUUGAAAAAGAGAAGAAAAGUAUGGAAGAAGUGCAUGAAUUCCAAUCAUCACCUGUUCAUCUCAACAUAGGAGGGCAUCGUUUCACGACUUCCCUUCAGACUCUGAGGCGAGACAAAGACUCAAUGCUAGCUACCAUGUUUUCAGGGAGGCACAAACUUUUACAAGAACCAGAUGGAAGUUAUUUCGUGGACAGAGAUGGCACCCAUUUCAGGCACAUUUUAAAUUAUCUCCGUGAUGGGUUUAGACCUGAUUUGCUUCCACAGGAUGAAAUAUUACUGAGGGAAAUCAUAAACGAGGCGCACUAUUAUCAACUCAGUGAUCUAGUAGCUAGCGUGGAGAAUAUCUUGGAUCCGCCACCACCGGCGCCAGACUUCACCCAGGAUGAAAUUAAUGACAUGCUGGCGACCUUGACGAGACAGGCCUCCACAAGCGCUCGUCCUUCAUCACCAAGUCAGCAGAUGCCCAAACCAGAUGCAGCAGUAGGCUCCUCCAGAUUUAAAAAUGCAGACUUUGUCUCCCACAACAUGACCAAAAAUAAUAUAGAUUUCAGUGGUAAAAACCUUUCAGGUCUUUCCUUUGCACAUACAACAUUUGCACAUAACGUUUCAUUUGCAGAGGCUUGUCUGGUAAACACAAGUUUCUAUGGUUGUGAGUUUUCUAGUCAUGUAGUGGUUGAUUUCACGAAUGCUGACAUCUCAGGUGCAGAUUUCCGACAGUGUCGGUGUAUACAAAGUGGCCCAAAUGCAUUCAGUAGUCUUGGGGGUGUCCCAGCAGGUACUGGUGGUUUCAUGUUUGGCUCCAGCUGUUCAAGUUUCACGCAGCUGAUAAAGACAGGUCAUGUCAAGUUUACUGGUUCACGGCACAUUGGUACCAAAUUUGAUCCACACAUUUUUGAUUUCAUUAGUUUUUGAUGCAGAGGAGUUUUACUUUUAACUACCAUAUUUCCUUGAACAAGCACCCACCCUCUUGGUUAUAAUGUUAAGCAAGCACCCCUCUGGAAUAAAUACCCCCCUCCCCCUCCUUCCUCACUUUCUUAAUGGUUGGGAUACAAGCUAUUUCUAUCUCCUUGUGCUCACUGAGUUCCUGAGUUUGUCCUUUUGCUGUACAAACUAAAAAAGGGCCCCCCUUUGAUUAAGUGCCUGCCUUUUGAUGAGUGCCCCCCUCCCCUUUAGAGGAAAUAUGGUACUUUUCAUAUGAGGAAAUAUGGUCCUUUUUUUGUCUAUUUAAAUUAUUGGUUCAUGC